This is a messenger RNA of Chenopodium quinoa (quinoa), 2589 nucleotides long. RefSeq names its product ATP-dependent DNA helicase PIF1-like. The coding region runs from base 1 to 2589 and encodes 862 amino acids. Gene Ontology annotation, biological process: telomere maintenance; DNA repair. NCBI's taxonomy places the organism in Eukaryota, Viridiplantae, Streptophyta, Magnoliopsida, Caryophyllales, Amaranthaceae. Gene Ontology annotation, molecular function: DNA helicase activity. The transcript has 4 exons. The record is from RefSeq and is a predicted model, not a curated record.
AUGAUAUAUGUUGUAGAGUUUCAGAAGAGAGGAUUGCCACAUGCUCAUUUCCUGUUGAUUUUGCAGCAGCAAUAUAAGAUGAAGUGUCCUGCUGAUUAUGACAAGUAUGUUUGUGCAGAGAUACCUCCUGUGACUCAGCCUGAAUUACGUGCAAUUGUUUUAAGGCAUAUGAUGCAUGGACCAUGUGGCGAGAUAAAUCCAGAGUACCCUUGUAUGGAAAGAGAGACAAUGUCAUUUCUUGUAAAAAUGGAUACUGGAGAAAAAGUGAAGGUCAGAAAUGCUCAAUUAGAAAACCGAUGGGUUGUGCCAUAUAAUCCUUAUCUCACAACUCUCUUUGACUGUCAUCUAAAUGUCGAAGUAUGUUCAACUAUAAAAGCAGUAAAGUAUCUUUAUAAAUAUGUUUACAAGGGACAUGAUCAGGGGGCCUUUAACGUGUCAGCUGAGGAUGCAAAUUGUGGUGAUGAAAUUGCUCAAUUUCAGUCAGGAAGAUGGGUCUCACCUUGUGAAGCAGCCUGGAGAAUUUUUGGGUUUGAUUUAUUUGAGAUGUAUCCACCGAUCUUGCCUCUUUCUGUUCAUAUUUCAGACAUGAACACAGUUUGUGUACGCCCCUAUGAACGUUUAGAUGUUGGCAUUGCAAGUGGUGCGUAUGCUAAGACUCCUUUAACAGAGUUCUUUCGUAUGAAUGCAGCUACUGAGAAUGGGUUAAGAUACUUAUACGGGGAAUUUCCAGAGCACUACAAGUGGUAUGCCUCUAAAAAAGCAUGGUAUAAGCGACAGUCUAAAAAGCCAAUGAUUGGCCGAUUAGCUUUUGUGGCCCCUUCUGAAGGUGAGCGCUUUUACCUUCGAUUGCUCCUGUUACAUGUGAACAGUCCAAAGUCUUUUCCAGAUCUUCGUAUAGUUAAAGGUUAUGUGUAUGCACGUUUCAAAGAAGCUUGUCUUGCAGCGGGUAUUCUGGAAAAAGAUGAUGCUGCAAGUAUUUGUUUAGCUAAACCUACUGAAAUUCAGCUACCGGUGGCCUUGCGUCGUUUAUUUGCAACUGUUCUCAUAUUUUGUCAACCGAGCAAUGCUGAAAAAUUAUGGUACAAGUACUAUUUUGCAUUGUCAGAAGAUUUAGCAAGAAAGUAUUCUGGUGCAGAAAGAAAAAUUAAGAAACUAACAGUCAGGUCAGUGGAGCAACAUCUAGAGGCCAUGGGGAAAUCGUUAGGUGAGUGUGGUCUAGAUGUUUUAAUAAACAACAAUGAUACAGAAAUAGAUAUAAAAAAAGAUAUUCUGAACGCAUUGGAUGCUGCAAUUCCUCAAGCAUGCAUAGACUGUUGCAGCUUAUUAAAUUCAGCACAAAGGGAAAUAUUUACUUCUAUAAUGAAGCAUAUUGUCGAAGGAAAACCAGGGGCCUUCUUUGUAGAUGGUCCUGGUGGAACGGGUAAAACAUUCCUAUAUAAUGCGUUGUAUGCUGAGAUCCGUAUUAUGAAUAAAAUUGUUUUGCCAACAGCUACAUCUGGAAUAGCGGCUGCAAAUAUUCCAUCUGGCAGAACAGCACAUUCGAGAUUUAAAAUUCCGGUAGAUAGUGAUGAUUCAUUGGCAUGUAGUGUUUCUAAGCAAAGUAGCCUGGCUGCAUUGAUACAAGAAACAACUCUUAUAAUAUGGGACGAAGCAUCAAUGGCUAACAAACAGAAUAUAGAGUCUCUAGACCUUCUCUUACGGGAUAUAUGUGAUAAUGAUGUUUUGUUUGGUUGGAAAAAAGAAGCAGUUGAAGCAAGCGUUGUCAGUUCUCAUAUAUGGCACCACUUGAGAAGAUUCAGGUUAACAGAAAACUUAAGACCUAGAGAAGAUCCUUCAUUUUCUCAGUUUUUACUUGCAUUAGGAAAUGGUGAAAUGCAAAAUAAAGAAAGUGACUUUGUUGAGUUACCAGCGCAGAUAGUGUAUACUUUUGAGCCUGAUGAUAAUCCAAUGCUUCUGGUGCUUGAGCAUUCUUUUCCAGAGCUUGAUUCAAGUGCUUUAGAUCAUCAAAUCUUUUCUAGAAGAGCUGUUUUGACACCGAUAAAUGAAGAUGUUGAUAACAUCAAUUCUUUCAUGAUUGAAAGAUUCCCGGGACAAGCUGUAACUUAUACAAGCUAUGAUAGUAUUUUGGAUGAUACUGGCAGUGUAUAUCCUACAGAAUUUCUAAAUAAAUUGUGCCAAGGAGGACUCAGUCCUCACAACCUUGUGUUAAAAGAAAACUGCCUAGUAAUAUUGCUCAGAAACCUUUUGCCUUCUUCUGGUCUAUGCAAUGGAACACGCCUUAUAUGCAAGCGUUUUUUUCCUAAUUUAAUUGAGUGUGUCAUUUCCAUUGGCCAACAUCAAGGAGAGCAUGUUUUUAUACCAAGAAUUAAACUCAGGCCAUCAAGUUCCCAGAAGUAUCCUUUUCAGUUUCAAAGAAGCCAAUUUCCAAUCAAACUAAGCUUUGCAAUGACCAUUAACAAGUCACAAGGGCAGACCUUAGAUCAAGUGUUAAUUUAUCUCCCUCGAUCAUGUUUCUCACAUGGUCAAUUGUAUGUUGCUCUAUCACGAGCACGAACUAUGUUAAAAACAUUGUCUCCUAUACCGUGCUAA